Molecule: messenger RNA, 1898 nt
Organism: Rubroshorea leprosula
Lineage: Eukaryota; Viridiplantae; Streptophyta; Magnoliopsida; Malvales; Dipterocarpaceae
Source: the annotation of a GenBank genome assembly
UCUCCUUGAAAGACAAAGCUAAAAUUUGGUUAUAUUUUUUGAGAUCGAGAUUUAUAGAUGGUUGGAGAAAACAAGGAUAUCAAGAGUCAACUAACUAAGUUGACCAAUGCUCUUACUAUCCAAGAACGAGGUAAGAUUCCAACUCAACCUCAAGCUAAACUUAAAAAUUUACACUUUGUGCAGGAAUCUACCUCUAAUUCGAAGAACAUAAAAUGGGUCAACGCAAUCACUACUCGUAUUGGUAAGGUACCAACUUAUGCCAAAGUGAUCAAGGAUCUAUGCACCAUGAAAAGGAAGCACCAUGAAAAGGAAACACCAUGUCAACAAAACUGCAUUCUUGACAGAACAGGUCUUGGAGAGAUAAAACCCACAUCUGUGGUGUUACAAUUGGCUGAUCGUUCUUGUAGGAAACCAAGAGGGAAAGAUAAGCAAAAGAAGUUUUGGCAACCAUGCUUUGAGAAGUUACCAUGUGAAAGAGAACAACCAAAGCCAUCUUCACUAGAGACAUCAAAAGUCGAGUUAUCCCCACUUCCUGAAGGGUUGAAACAUGUAUUCUUGGGUCUAGGUGAUACCUUUCCUGUUAUAAUAUCUUCUAAACUUAGUGCUGAACAAGAGGAGAAAUUGGUACAUAUAUUAAAAGAACAUAAAUCUGCACUAGGUUGGACUAUAGCUGACAUUAAAGAAUUUGAUCUCACAAUUAAAGACAAGAAGGGUGUUGAAAAUGUGGUGGCUGAUCAUUUGUCUCGAUUGGAGUUUAAUGACGCCGAUAUUGAAAGUUCACCAAUUCGAGAUGACUUCCCUAAUGGACAUUUGCUCACUGUUAGCCAAGUUCCAUGGUACACUCACAUUGUUAACUACUUGGUUUCUAGUGAAAUUCCAUCGAAUUGGAGUGCACAAGAUAAGCGUAAGUUCUUGGUUGAGGGUAUUGAUUUCAUGGGACCAUUUCCAUCUUCUUUUGGUUACCUUUAUAUUCUUCUUGCUGUUGAUUAUGUGUCUAAAUGGGUUGAAGCUAUACCUUGUCAUACCAAUGAUAACAAAGUAGUUGUUAAAUAUGGUGUUAUUCACAAGGUGUCAACCGCUUACCAUCCACAAACUAAUGGACGAGCUGAAUUAGCUAAUAAGGAGGUAAAACAAAUGUUAGAGAAAACAGUAAACCCAAACCGCAAAGAUUGGUCUUUACGCCUUUCAAAUGCAUUGUGGGCAUAUCGCACUACCUAUAAGACUAUUCUUGGGAUGUCUCCAUAUCGGCUUGUAUAUGGGAAAGCAUGUCAUUUGCCUGUGGAACUUGAACAUAAAGCUUAUUGGGCUACUAAAGCACUUAAUUUUGAUUUCAAUGCUGCACGUACCCAAAGAAAGUUACAAAUAUCAGAGAUAGAAGAAUUGAGGAAUGAUGCAUAUGAUAACUCUAGGAUCUACAAGGCUAAAUUGAAAGCAGCUUAUGACAAGCAGAUCCUAAGGAAGAACUUUGAGCCAAAUCAAAAAGUGCAUCUUUAUGAUUCUCGGUUGCACCUUCAUCUAGGAAAGCUAAGGUCUAGAUGGACAGGGCCAUUUGUGGUGAAACAAGUUUUCCCUAAUGGUGCAGUUGAGAUUGAGGAUCCAAUCGAUGGGAGAAAUUUUCGAGUUAAUGGACAACGAUUGAAGCAGUAUGUGGAGCGAGUAGACCAACCUUAGGAGAUCACUCUCAUGACUCCAAUCUAUGAGACAUAAUCAGGUUUUAUCUUUCCAGACUAUUAUUUGUUUUUCUCAUUUUCUUAAGUUUUUCUUUUAUUAGUUUUUUUUUAGGUUUCCUUCCCUAGUUGUUACGUUUUAGGGUUGCCUUUGUUUCUUUUAUGCCAGUGAAGACAUUGUCUCGUUUAGGUUGGGGGUGGUAGCAUUGCACGCACAUUUUUGGCACACUU